Messenger RNA from Venturia canescens, 1956 nucleotides. It is a transcript of the gene Wdr37, whose product is annotated as WD repeat domain 37. Gene Ontology annotation, molecular function: protein binding. The record is from RefSeq and is a predicted model, not a curated record. Bases 415 to 1944 code for a protein of 509 amino acids. The transcript is spliced from 5 exons. Lineage: Eukaryota; Metazoa; Arthropoda; Insecta; Hymenoptera; Ichneumonidae.
UUUGAAUUCCCGCUCAAACCGAUGGAAGAGGAAGAGGAUCGACCACUUAUGCUCGAUUUCUUGGUGAUUUUGUAAUUCAACAUUGGCUGCGCUUCAAUCAGUGUUCAUUGAUGACGACGCGAUCAUGCUCUUUUCAUUCUGUGCACACAGCUGAUUCAUGAAUAAAUCCAUAAAUAUAUAUACAUCAUCAUCACGGACAACGAUUGACGUCUACACAAGUUUUUUUUUCCAUCUGACGCUGAAUGAUCGAUCAUAUCUGACGUUUACUGCCCCGUUUACCUAAUUAAAAUAAAAUUCAAAAAAUCAAAAUUCGUGAUCGUCAGUUUUGUGACUUACGUAAUUACGGGUAUCAAUGAAUUCACGAAAACGUUAAAUUUGGAAAAUUUAGUGACGUUGUUGAAACGAACUAACGAAAUGCCGGGAGAACCAUCGUUAUCGGGUGGAAAUAAAACAAGUGGAAAAUCUACCAAAAGAAUUUCUAUACCGAGAGUUCAAAGUGGUACUGAUAGCGAAUUACAGUCACAAAUGAGCCAAAGUGGCUCGACACCCUUGCAACCCAUGGCCAUGCAUUAUAUGAGCUUUAGAUCGGACAUUGAUGACAGUCCGAUACCACCGGCCGUUCACUCCCGGUUGGUUGAUCUUUUUCAACAAAUCCAGAAGGAAUUUGAGAUCCUUUGCUUGGAGAAUAUUGGACUGCGAGAAAAAAUUGAAGCUCAAAAUGAAAGAUCAGAAAGAGAAUGCUAUGGCUCGGGAGAACGCAGCUUACCACCCGGAGAUCUCGUUGAUUAUGAUACAAAAAAUCCUCUAAAACCAAAAGUAUCUAGCGCAGGAUCGGUACAAAAGGUCAAAGCAUCACACAAAUUGAAAGCUCAGACAAGUAAAAUAGUGUCGAGCUUUAAAAAUCCAACGAUGAGUUGCAGCAUGCAGAGGCAAUACACAGGGCACAGAGACGGUGUUUGGGAAGUUUCUGUGGGUCGCUCUGGUCAGCCGAUAAUAGCAACAGCUUCUGCUGAUCACACGGCUCGUGUUUGGGGCACGGAAAGCGGUCGUUGCUUGUUGCAAUACAUCGGGCACAGUGGUUCCGUCAAUUCGGUACGUUUUCAUCCAACCAGAGAUCUCGCGUUGACAGCGAGUGGCGAUGGUUCAGCUCACGUUUGGCAAGCAUCGGUCAAUUGGGAUAUUCCGAAGCGUCAGUCUUCUUCAGAAGAUUUGUCAAAUCCCGACAGGACCCCGACAAACGCUUUGUGCAGUGGUGACGAAUUUGAGGAAGCUCCAACCUUGAGAACUCCCGUACGAGAACUAAUAGGUCACAGCGGUGUCGUCGUGUCUGCCGAUUGGCUUCCCGGUGCUGAACAACUGGUCACUGCUUCAUGGGACCGAACUGCCAAUUUAUACGAUGCUGAAACUGGCGAAGUUAUACACACCCUAUGCGGUCAUGAUCAAGAAUUAACCCACGUAUCAACUCAUCACGCUCAACGACUUUGCGUCACUUCUAGUCGGGACAGUACAUUUCGCCUCUGGGACUUCAGAGAACCCAUACAUCAUUCGGUUUCCGUUUUUCAAGGACAUACCGAGGCAGUUACUUCGGCGGUAUUCACCCGCGAGGAUAAAAUAGUAUCGGCCUCGGACGACAGAAGCGUCAAGGUCUGGGAAUUGCGAAAUAUCCGUAGUCCUCUCGCAACAAUUAGAGGAGACAGCGCAGCCAACAGAUUGGCUGUUUCUAGCAGCGGCGUCGUAGCUAUACCUCAUGAUAAUAGACAGAUACGACUUUUCGAUUUAAGCGGCCAGAGACUGGCGAGGUUACCACGGACGAGUAGACAGGGUCACCGUAGAAUGGUGUGUUCGGUUGCAUGGACGGAGGAGGGAGGGCCGUGCAAUUUGUUCUCAUGUGGUUUCGACAGACUUGUCCUUGGUUGGAGUAUACUUCCGGUUAAGGAUGCUUAAUGGAAUAGAUUA